GGGAGGCAGGCAGGUUCUUCUUCUCGAGUUCUACUCACCGACCUCGUACAGAUAGAUAGCUGUGUAUAAUUUCAUGAUCUAAUAGGGGGGGAAUACGGAGAAACCCUAAAAGUCAAUCUUCUUUCUUUGUUCCAGAAUAAUAAUACUAGUAGUCUUUAGGACAAUCCUCGUGAUCGGUGUGAGAUUCCAGACCCCAAAUCCACGGUCUCCCCCUCUCGCUUUCCUUCCCUCUCCGCUUUCGCAAGAGCGCAAAAGAGAAGAGAAGAGAAGAGAAGAAGAGAGGGAGGAUUAAGAGCAACGAAUAGAUACUAGUGUAUUAUUGAGAUAUAAGAAGGAUGGACGACAGCUGUGCAGUGUGCGCCGAGAGCCUGGAAUGGGUGGCCUACGGAGCAUGCGGACACAAGGAUGUGUGCUCGACCUGCGUUGUUCGCCUGCGCUUCAUCUGCCACGAUCGCCGCUGCUGUAUUUGCAAGACCACCUCCGAUUUCAUCUUCGUCACCAAGGCUUUGGGAGAUUAUACUCGGAUGAUCAGCGACUUUUCAGCCUUUCCUUCUGAACCGAAGGAGGGUCGACUUGGCUCCUUUUGGUACCACGAGGACACCCAGGCUUUCUUCGAUGAUGUGGACCACUAUAAGAUGAUCAAGGCCAUGUGCAGGCUUUCUUGCAGCGUCUGUGAUGCCAAAAUGUUGGACGAGUUGCCCAACAAUGACGCAUCCAGGAGAAGGCCUAGAUUUCGGAGUAUUGAACAGCUUAAGGGCCAUCUGUUUCACCAGCAUAGGUUGGUUAUGUGCAGCUUGUGUUUAGAAGGAAGGAAGGUGUUUAUUUGUGAGCAAAAACUAUAUACUAGAGCACAACUGGAUCAGCAUAUAAGCACUGGUGAUUCUGAGGUGGAUGGAAGUGAAAGUGAAAGAGGUGGAUUCAUGGGGCAUCCAAUGUGUGAAUUCUGUCGAACUCCGUUCUAUGGAGAUAAUGAGUUGUAUUCACACAUGUCUACUGAACACUAUACCUGUCAUAUUUGUCAAAGGCAGCAUCCUGGACAAUAUGAAUACUACAAGAAUUACGAUGAUUUGGAGAUCCAUUUCCGUCGGGAUCAUUUCUUGUGUGAGGAUGAAGCCUGCCUUGCUAAAAAAUUUAUUGUCUUUCAAUCUGAAGCUGAACUGAAGAGGCACAACACAUUAGAGCAUGGAGGACGUAUGUCUCGUUCCAAGCGUAAUGCUGCACUUCAGUUGCCAACUAGUUUUCGAUAUCGACGGAGUAAUGAACAGGAGAAUCGUCGUGGAAGGGGGCGUACAUUUCGGCGUGAUACUUCUGAAACUGACCUCUCUUUGGCCAUCCAAGCCAGUCUCGAAGCAUCUAAUUUGGAUGGCAGAAUUCCAAAUGCUACAUCGUCCAGCGGGAGGGCAUCUGCUUCAGGAGAAAUAAGUGAUGUUGAUCCACUUAUUUCACCUCUAGAAUCAUUAGCUACGACAGAUUCUGAGCAAUCUUCACGAUAUCGUGAGGCCUUGUCGCAGAACUCUGGGAAUGCACCACUUGAAGAGUCUUCAUUUCCUCCCCUUCCCAUGGCUCCUGGUAGCAGUCAGCUGAAGUCGCAACAAGAUGCUUCAGUGAAGAAAAGUAUGGCAGCCCAUCUACGGGUUAAGAACUUAACAAAACCAAGCUUUCCAAGGUCAUCACCAGCUUGGCCAAUGGCACGGAGUAAACCUGUAUCAGCAGCAGUUUCUCCACAGCUUACUCCAAAUACUGCACCUGGGUUAGCCUCUAGUUCUGGCCUUAAUAAGCUGGCUGCAGAUGAUGGUCGUGCAUUGUCCAGCUCUUCUAAUCCUGUUCAGGCACGACCUGCAUCCAGUCAUGAUUCAUCAUAUUCUCAUUCUUAUUCGCAAUCACCAGCUCAGCAAGUUUGGCCUACAUUAAAUAAUUCCUCUGGAUCAUCAUCUUCCAUAGGCCAAAGUAAGCCAGCCACAGAAAAUGGACCUUCAUUAUCUACCUAUUCAAGCUCUCUUAUGGCUCGACCUCCAAUGGCUAGUGACACAUAUUCAUCAAAGAAUAGGGGCAGCUCCGGUAAAAUUAGUUAUUCAGCGUCAGCACCAAACCUUGUUCAUAGUGGAGCUUUUGACUCUCUAGCUACUGAUUUUCCUCCAGUUUCGGCCACGCAGGUAGGGAAGUUGCCCACUGGUAGCCAAGUCAUCACCAAUGUAGAAGAUAUUCAUAGUGCAAACAAAUCUUUAGUGGAAAGGAUACGCGUUGCUUUGGACUUCAAUCAGGACAAAUUCUCUGCUUUCAAAGACUUAUCUGCAGAAUAUCGUCAAGGCUUAAUAGAUGGAGAGACAUAUCUUGUAUAUGUGGAGCAGUUUGGCUUGUCACAUCUUCUUGUUGAGUUGGCUCAACUCUGUCCAGAUACUCGCAAGCAGAAAGAGUUGAUUGAGACAUACAAUACUAAUAUGGUAAGUGAUUCCACAAAAGAGAACAGAAGAAGUGCCUUCCAUCCCAAAGACGUUAAUCGUUCAAAGAAAGGAAAAGAUAAGGCUGUCGAUGCUGGAAAUAAUACUGCAAAGGAUAAUUUAGCUGACAGCAUCAUCAGUACAGUACGGGAACUUCAGUCAAGCUACAAGCCUUCAGAAGAAGUUGAAGUGUUAUCAAAGGAUGGUUAUCGAGCUGCCAAGGGAAAAUCAAAAAUAGCAGUUGAUGAAUCUCAAGGACAACUAUCUUCAACUGGUGAAUCUGCUAUUCUCAAGGGCCAAACUGACUUGUCUGGAUCUAUUCAAAAAAAAGUGGAAAAAGAUGGAAGAAGUAAACAACGGAAGAAAACAUCAAAGUUCCACAGGAUCCGCUUAGGCGAUGGCUCUGCAGCAGCAAUUUUGGACCUUAAAAAUCCAAAUUCUGAUCAAGAUCCAGAUCCAGAUUUGUCUGAGGCUGCUUCAGGAGGGCAAAAUCAUUUUACUGAAGGUGUGCCUGGUCGGGGUGUUUGGCGUGACGGUGGUGGACAGAAGCUUUUUACAAUGACUUCAAGACAGCCGAAGAAAUAAUGAAAAGGAGGUAGCUGCUGAUGAUUCAGUUGAAAUUUAGUUGUGGAGAACUGAAUCUAUGAUUAAUUUCCUUUUGAUAUGAUAUGUGCUGGGAUUCUAUACAGAUAUCUAGGGCAUUUUAUGCAGCAUUUCAAUGAUACAUGGUAACAGUUUUUUUUGGGGAGCGAGUGAGUUCUUCAAUCAGAUUUUGCAUGUUUGGGUUAUUAUAGGUACAUUUUCUUGCCCCUUUUUAAGUUCCAGGAGAGAGUGUAUCAUGUUCUCAGUUGCUUGCAAUUUUGCCUCAAACCUUGUAGUGGGGUGCAGCUGAAGUGUAUUUGGCAAGUAACAAACAUGGUGAUUUUCUGAAUUGUAUAGGCAAAUUGGAACCUCAUUUUAAAGAUUUUCUUUUUGUGAAAUGAAUUUGGGUAGCUUACUUGUUGCGCGCGCAA
Coffea eugenioides is the source of this 3451-nucleotide messenger RNA. RefSeq names its product E3 ubiquitin-protein ligase ZNF598. The record is from RefSeq and is a predicted model, not a curated record. Gene Ontology annotation, molecular function: ribosome binding; ubiquitin protein ligase activity. Lineage: Eukaryota; Viridiplantae; Streptophyta; Magnoliopsida; Gentianales; Rubiaceae. Gene Ontology annotation, biological process: rescue of stalled cytosolic ribosome; protein ubiquitination. Bases 336 to 3023 code for a protein of 895 amino acids. The transcript is spliced from 7 exons.